AUGACCAGGCUUGUCAAGCCCACAUGGACCGCCGAAUUCGAGACUGUCAAGCGUCAAAAAUUGUUCCAAAAACCUCCAAAGGACACUACAGCAUAUCCCGCACUCUCGGAUGCUAUUGAUCCUCAUAUCGAGUCUUUCAACGCUCUGUUGGAGGGGAGCAAGCUGCUUGAAGCCGGCUUAAGAGAUAUUGGAGCCAAGAUCUGCCUCGACGGCGAACGAGAGACGCCAGAACAACGAAGGCAAAGGAAGGAAGUUGGCAGAUCGCGCCCUCACAGGAAUCGCUUGAGUAUCAGGGUCCGAAACGUCUUCUUAGACAAAGCUACUCUGCCGAUCACGAAUAGGGUCAGCACACGAAAUCGCGAGGUACUGCCCGCAGAAUGUAGAGAACGUCACGUAACGUAUAGAGGCAAAUUCCGCUGUACGUUACAGUACAAAGUCAACGAUGGCAAGUGGGAUGAGUCUAUCCGCGAGUUAGGUCAGCUUCCUAUUAUGCUUCGAACAAACCGCUGUCAUACGCAAAAGUUUACUCCGGCUCAGCUGGUACAGGCGAAAGAAGAUUCAGAAGAGUUGGGGGGAUACUUCAUCGUGAACGGAAAUGAGAAGCUGAUACGUAUGCUCAUAUUACAACGACGUAAUUACCCAAUGGCAAUCAUUCGCGGAUCUUUCCUCAAGCGCGGACCUUCGUAUUCAACAUUUGGAAUGCAAAUCCGCUCUGUGCGGCCCGACCAGACAUCACAAACUAACGUGCUUCACUACCUCAGCGAUGGCAACGCGACAUUUCGAUUUUCUUGGCGCAAGAACGAAUACCUUGUUCCCGUUAUGAUGAUACUCAAAGCACUUGUCGAGACAAACGAUAGGGAGAUUUUUGAAGGCUUGGUAGGUCCAGUGGGCUCACAAGCAGUGCACAAUACCUUCUUGACUGAACGUGUGGAACUACUCUUGAGGACUUACAAGGCGUAUCAGCUACAUGGUAGGUCAGAGACACGAGCAUACCUAGGAGAGAAGUUCAAGCCGGUCCUCGGCCUCCAUGAAGACAUCUCAGACUACGAUGCGGGAUCAGAGUUUUUGCGUAAAAUCGUACUUGUUCAUCUUGGCAAUGUUGAUGUCACAGAAUCUCAGGACUGUGACAAGUUUAAAAUGCUACUGUUCAUGAUCCAUAAAUUAUAUACUCUAGCUGCCGGAGACUGUACAGCAGACAACCCAGACGCAGUAUCCAGCCAGGAGAUCCUGUUACCCGGGUCACUCUACGGAAUGAUUAUCAAGGAGAAAAUCGACGAGUAUCUGAAAACCAUCCAAAGUGCGGUUCAGGAGGGUGUUUUGGGCAAUGGGAAGCCCCUGUUUACAGAUCCAGGAUUUUUACAGCGCUUCUCUUCCGAUUUCUUAAAAAACGUGAAUGAGAAUAUUGCAGGCAGUCUAGAAUAUUUCUUGUCCACUGGCAAUCUUGUCAGCCCCACAGGCCUAGACCUCCAACAAACUACUGGUUUUACAGUCAUGGCAGAAAAAAUCAAUUUCUACCGCUUCAUCAGUCACUUUCGCAUGGUCCACAGAGGCAGCUUCUUUGCUGAAUUGAAGACCACAACGGUCCGUAAGCUCUUGCCCGAGAGCUGGGGUUUCCUGUGCCCUGUGCAUACCCCUGACGGUGCUCCUUGUGGCCUAUUGAACCACCUUGCGCACAAAUGCAAAGUCGUUACAAUUCCCUCGAAUGUCACUUCGAUACCCAGUCUCCUUACUCAGUUCGGUAUUGACUCUGCAUUGUCUGCUUCUAUGGGUGAUCAAUUGGUUGUCCAGCUUGAUGGACGAGUAUUGGGAUACUCCACACCGAAGCAGGCUCGUAUGAUAGCCGAUGUAUUGAGGCACUGGAAGGUCGAAGGCACUCACGGUAUCCCUCUUGAUCUUGAAAUUGGCUACAUCCCCGGACAGCAUGGGGGUCUAUAUCCCGGAAUUUACCUUUCCUCGCAAGUUGCUCGCAUGAUCCGGCCUGUGACAUAUCUCCCACUCAACAGGACAGAUCUGAUCGGGCCCUUUGAACAACCGUUCAUGUCCAUCGCAUGUACAGAACAGGAUAUUGAAUCAGGAGAAUCCACGCAUCUCGAAAUAUGCCCCACGAACAUCCUUUCCAUUGUUGCCAAUCAGACCCCUUUCUCAGACUUCAAUCAGUCGCCGCGAAAUAUGUACCAAUGUCAGAUGAGUAAGCAAGCCAUGGGUACUCCAGGAACCUCACUUCGAUAUCGUACAGAUAAUAAAAGCUACCUACUACAAAAUGGUCAAACACCCGUUGUACGACCGCCACUAUAUAACGAGUAUGGUCUCGACAAUUAUCCUAAUGGCAUGAAUGCUGUCGUCGCUGUCAUAUCAUACACAGGUUACGACAUGGACGAUGCUAUGAUUAUCUCCAAAUCCGCGCACGAGCGUGGAUUUGGGCAUGGUACUAUCUAUAAAACCAAAGUGAUAGAUCUAUCAGAGUAUCGAAAGGGCAAAUCUGUCCACGGUAUUGGGCAACUCUUCGGCUUCGCACCGAACGGUUUUGUAUCUGCCAAUACCAAACGCUUGCUCGAUGGAGAUGGUCUACCCUACAUCGGCACCAUGAUCCGAGAGAACGAGCCUCUUUGUGCUUCUCACACAGUUACGUAUGACCCAGCGCAAACUCACGUUGACGGCAUCCCUUACAUCAACCGGGACGGUCAAACCAAAUUGCACCCAUACAAAGACCCAGAACCCGCCUUCAUUGAGAGUGUGACGCUCAUGGGCUCUGAAUCAGGGGCCGAGCCCCUGCAAGCCGUCAGUAUCAAGUUACGUGUCCCGCGUUCUCCGGUCAUUGGCGACAAAUUCUCUUCGCGGCACGGCCAGAAAGGCGUAUGCAGCCAGAAAUGGCCAGCAAUAGACAUGCCCUUUAGUGAGAGCGGGAUCGUCCCCGACAUCAUCAUCAAUCCGCACGCCUUUCCCUCACGCAUGACAAUUGGUAUGUUCGUUGAGUCUCUGGCAGGAAAGUCUGGCGCGCUUCAUGGACUGGCGCAAGAUAGCAGUCCGUGGCGUUUCAGCGAGGAGGACACUGCAGCUGAGUAUUUUGGUACGCAGUUACGUACUGCGGGUUAUAACUAUCAUGGUAAUGAGCCCAUGUACUCGGGUAUCACGGGGAAAGAGUUCGCGGCUGAUAUCUUUGUUGGGGUGGUGUUCUAUCAGAGGUUGAGGCAUAUGGUGAAUGAUAAAUUUCAGGUACGAACGACAGGGCCGGUUAGCCAAUGGACCGGUCAGCCGAUCAAGGGAAAGGCAAAAGGUGGUGGCAUUAGGGUGGGGGAGAUGGAGAGGGACGCUCUUCUGGCACACGGCUGUGCGUUUUUGUUACAAGAUCGCUUGCUGAACUGUUCGGACUACAGGAGAGAGUGGAUCUGUAAGACCUGUGGAAGCUUCUUAUCUGUGCAGCCAACAGUGUUCGGGGGUGCUGGAUCAGUGAAAAAUAAUAUUUCCAAGGGCACAGGUGUGGUGAGAUGCCGACAGUGUGCAAAAAGGGUGGAGGACGUGAUAAGAGAAGGCGGUCAAGUGGGUGUUGGGGAAGAAUGGGCUGACGGACAAGGAGAUCUGUGGAUGGGUGGAGAGGAUACAACCGUCGUUGCUAUCCCUGGGGUCUUGAAGUAUUUAGAUGUGGAACUCGCUGCUAUGGGAGUAAAGCUGAGAUAUCGAAUCGAGCCUUGA
Molecule: messenger RNA, 3690 nt
Organism: Bacidia gigantensis
Lineage: Eukaryota; Fungi; Ascomycota; Lecanoromycetes; Lecanorales; Ramalinaceae
Gene: ACR2
Product: DNA-directed RNA polymerase I subunit RPA2
Exons: 1
Coding region: 1-3690 (1229 amino acids)
Biological process (GO): DNA-templated transcription
Cellular component (GO): RNA polymerase I complex; nucleus
Molecular function (GO): DNA-directed RNA polymerase activity; ribonucleoside binding; DNA binding
Source: RefSeq, a predicted model, not a curated record